AUGCCCGGCGAAGAGUCGACUCUCUACUCGUCCUUUCCGCCAACCUCGUUCGCCGCCGCUGCUGCGGGAGCAGGUUCCAACUCCUCCAACCCCACCGUCGCUCCGAGUGGGAGCCAAGCCGACCUUGGCGUCAACGGAACGGCCGACUUUGAAGCAAUGAAGCGUUCCUUCGAAGGCGCUGGGAGAGCUUCCGGACCCGCCGGACCCGUCCCCGCCGUCAACGGCGUUGCAGCAGUCCCGAAUGGCGCCCCCAAUCCUUCGGGAGCUUCUUAUCAAGACGUCUACGGUGGUGCGGCUCCGGCAGCCUUCGCAGCUGCGAAUGGCAUGUACGGUGCACCCUACGGCGGCGCGCCCCAGCCUUUCAUCCCCGGACAUCAGGCUCAGCAGGCGUCGACGAGCGGUGCGGCCAUUCCUCCCGCAGGCGCGCAGAACGGCGCAGCCGUCCCCGCGAACGGCACCUUCUCCAACGCUACGUCUCCCUACCUCGCCGCUGCUGGCCCGAACGGUGCUGUCCCAGGCUCCCUUCCCUUUGUCGCCGCGAACGGCGCGCCUCAACCUGGCGUCGCAGGGGGCCCGACCACCGCUCCCUACGCCGGAUCCGCCUUCGACCAAGCGCCAGGCUCUCCCAACCCUUACGGCGGACCUACGCCUGCUCCUGGCAGCGGUCCCGCGCCGUUCGGCUCACCUGUUCCCGGCCAGUUCGGCGGUCUCGGUAUCGGCAGUCCCUUCAUGGGCAUGAUGUCGCCGAUGCUGGGCAUGGCAAGUCCUCAACUUGGCGGCGGAAACGGCUUUGGCAUGCCCUAUCCGAUCGGGGGGACUCCGCAGCCGGGAAUGGGCGGGAUGGGUGCAGGGAUGGGCGCAACGCAGACUCCGACCACUCGCACCGUCUACGUUGGCAACCUUCCGUCCGAUGCGUCGGUCGACGAGCUUCUCUCGCAGGUCCGCUUCGGUCCGAUCGAGAGCAUCCGCAUCCUUCCCGAGAAGAGCUGCGCGUUCAUCUCCUUCCUCGACCCGACCACUGCCGCCGCCUUCCAUUCUGACGCGUUGAUGCGCAAGAUCCGCCUCCACGACCACGACCUCAAGAUUGGAUGGGGCAAACCGAGCGCCGUCUCUGCGAACGUUCUCGCCGCCGUCCAGCAGUCGGGCGCAACCCGCAACGUCUACAUCGGCAACCUCGACGAGUCGGUCACGGAGGAGACCUUGCGCGACGACCUCUCUCGCUUCGGCCCGAUCGACCAGGUCAAGAUUGUCCGCGACAAGAACAUCGGCUUCGUCCACUUCCUCUCGAUCGCGACGGCGAUCAAGGUCGUGCAGAACUUGCCGCAGGAACCGGCGUAUGCGGGCAGGCGUGUCGCGUACGGCAAGGACCGAACGGCGUACGUCCCCAAGAACCAACAUCAGCAGCAGCAGCACAACAUGGCGGCUGCGGCGAUGGGCAGCAUGGCGGCCAACUACGGCGGGUUCGGUGGCCUUGGUUUCGGAAGUCCGCAGCUUGGCUUCGGCCAGAACGGCGACCCGAACGCGCAAAUGGGCAACCGCACGAUCUAUCUCGGGAACAUCCACCCCGAGGUGACGACGGAAGAGAUCUGCAACAUCAUCCGCGGCGGCAUCCUCGAGAAGAUCCGCUACAUCCCCGACAAGCACAUCUGCUUCGUCACCUUCGUCGACCCUCACUGCGCGCUCGCCUUCUUCCAGAUGGCGUCGUUCCAGGGCAUCGCCUUGCAUAACCGCAGGCUCAAGGUCGGAUGGGGCAAGCAAUCAGGACCGACGUCGCCUGGCAUCGCCAUGGUCGUUCAGGCGGGCGGCUCCCGCAAUGUCUACGUUGGCAACAUCGACGACUUCGAGACGUACAAGGAGGAGAAGCUGCGCAAGGACUUUGGCGAGCACGGCGAGAUCGAGCUCGUCAACUUCCUCAAGGAGAAGCAGUGCUGCUUUGUCAACUUUACCAACAUCACGAACGCUAUCAAGGCGAUUGAGGGCAUCAAGCAGCACCCCGACUACCAGAACCUGAAGGUCUCGUACGGCAAGGACCGCUGCGGCGGCGCACCACGAGCGUUCCGCGGCUUCGAUUUGCGCAACCAGCAGCGUGGACCUCGCCCGAACCAGGACGGCACGAACGGCAGCGCGCCCUCGAACGGCUACGCCCGCUCGCCCUUCCCCGACGUCAUGUCGUCCUUCCCAACGAGCCCGCUGCAGACGGACCAGCUGCGCAUCGCAGAGGGCGGCGAGACGCACACGGCGUCGCCGCAGCUGCCCGAGAUCGGCGCGCUCGUCCUUGACGAGGAGGCGGCCGCUGCGGCAGGCGCGACGGCGGCCGGUCAGGUGCAGGCUUAG
Molecule: messenger RNA, 2334 nt
Organism: Rhodotorula toruloides NP11
Lineage: Eukaryota; Fungi; Basidiomycota; Microbotryomycetes; Sporidiobolales; Sporidiobolaceae
Product: differentiation regulator, Nrd1
Exons: 9
Coding region: 1-2334 (777 amino acids)
Biological process (GO): mRNA splicing, via spliceosome
Cellular component (GO): cytoplasmic stress granule
Molecular function (GO): mRNA binding
Source: RefSeq, a predicted model, not a curated record